UGGAAAGUUCACUGGCACCUGCCAUCUCUGAUGUUAUCGCAGUACCUCUUUGGCGCUGCUUUUGCUCUUGGCCACCACUUUUACUACGUCGCCCUAGACACGACGGUCGUAGGUUCGCAGUGGUCGCUGCAGGUCGGAGUGUUCCUUGCCUUCAUCACGCAGCGGUGUUUUGUCAGUGCCGCCCUGGUGGCAUACAAGCAGUGUGCUUGG
This is a messenger RNA of Lasiosphaeria miniovina, 210 nucleotides long. RefSeq lists its product as uncharacterized. NCBI's taxonomy places the organism in Eukaryota, Fungi, Ascomycota, Sordariomycetes, Sordariales, Lasiosphaeriaceae. The annotation marks the transcript as partial. The transcript has a single exon. The record is from RefSeq and is a predicted model, not a curated record.